Molecule: messenger RNA, 261 nt
Organism: Penicillium pulvis
Lineage: Eukaryota; Fungi; Ascomycota; Eurotiomycetes; Eurotiales; Aspergillaceae
Exons: 2
Coding region: 1-261 (86 amino acids)
Source: RefSeq, a predicted model, not a curated record
AUGGACCUAUCGAAUGUUCCAGGCUUACUGGCGGGAGCCGACUUAUAUAUAUUCGAAAGUAGCCUUGUGUAUUGGCUCGCCUUACCAGCUUCAUCUUAUCAUGUUUUUUUCUCGCAAUUAUUUUCAACGCCGCCGAUCAACAGAUCAUCCCCCGAUUUAUCGACUACCGUGAGAUCUUCAAAGCCCGAGAACGACAAUCCAAAGCAUACAGUGGGUCCGUAUUUGUCGCAGCAAAACAUUGCAGUCGAACUCACCUGGUAA